Lathyrus oleraceus (garden pea) is the source of this 2640-nucleotide messenger RNA. RefSeq names its product external alternative NAD(P)H-ubiquinone oxidoreductase B3, mitochondrial. NCBI's taxonomy places the organism in Eukaryota, Viridiplantae, Streptophyta, Magnoliopsida, Fabales, Fabaceae. The transcript has 16 exons. Bases 1 to 2499 code for a protein of 832 amino acids. Gene Ontology annotation, cellular component: mitochondrion. Gene Ontology annotation, molecular function: NADH dehydrogenase activity; calcium ion binding. The record is from RefSeq and is a predicted model, not a curated record.
AUGCAUAUCAAGCUUGGUGAAGGUGGUUUUGGUUCUGUUUAUAAGGGUAUAUUGAGCAAUGGAAUGGCAAUUGCAAUUUUGGUAUGGCUAGAAUGUUUGGUGGAGACCAAAUUGAAGCAGUUACGAAUCGUGCUCGCCCGAACAACAAAAAUUGCUGCUUCUGUUUCUGCACUUAUUGUUGGUGCAAUUAUAUAUGGUGUUACCAGCCUGGAAAGAAUGAGUUUAUUUAUGGUAUCACAGUCUCAGCUACAGCAGCAGAAACAACAUGUUGGUGACCAAAGUCAUCUAUACGAAAGUUUCAUCCUUCUGAUGAGCAGCAUUGCACUGUGUAUAGCCCAAAACAAACCGCCGGCAGUAUCUCAGUCUGGACUACCGAAUGCUCCUGAGGGCCAACAGGCAUUCUACCGAACUCAGGAUCCUGGCACAUAUACUCAUCCGGUUCUUGAGACUGCUGUCAUUGAAACACUGACAGCUUAUGGUCAUUUUGGUGAUGCAGUUCAUUUGGAUACUACAUGCAGAGCUAACCAAUAUAGAGUGUCAUUUGCUCUUUUUACUGGAACAUUUCUCAUGGCAAUGAGUGACCGACAACCUGUCUCAAUAAUUACUGAUCAAGACAGGGCCAUACAGAAGGCAAUUUCACAGAAACCAUCGAGGAGUUUGAAUCAUCUUGUAAUGUCUGCAGAUACAUUUGAUGAUACAGAAGUCAAUAAUAUCAGUUUGAAGAUUAGUGAUUCACUGGGAGAUUUGACUAAAUCUCCAACCACUAGAAGUUCUCAUGUUUAUGAUGGCAGUGUCUCUCCUAAUGAUGUGAUGGACGAGCGGUCGCUCGUGUUUCAGAUAAUGAUACCCAUAUCUCUUUACUUCACAAUGGAGUUGGUUAGUUUGGGCCAGUCAUACUUCAUGAUUGAAGACAUGGAUAUGUAUGACCCUAGCUCUGGAUCAAGGUUUCAGUGUGGAUCAUUAAAUAUAAAUGAAGAUUUGGGUCAAAUACGCUAUGUAUUUUCAGACAAGACAGGAACACUAACAGAAAACAAGAUGGAAGAAGAAUUAUGGGAGCUUCUUGUGACUUGUGGCACGGUGGAGGCACGAAGCAUCGUUGAACCUAUCCGAAAUAUCAGCAGAAAGAGUGGUUUAGAUGUUCAAUUCAGUGAAGCUGAGUGCUAUAAGAUUGAUCCAGAGAACAACAAAGUUUACUGCAGAGCUAGUCAUGACAAAAAGCUUGGUGGCACAGAAGAAUUUUCACUUGAUUAUGAUUACUUAGUAAUAGCUAUGGGAGCUCGUUCUAAUACAUUUAAUACACCUGGUGUUGAGGAACAUGCCUACUUCUUGAAGGAAGUGGAAGAUGCUCAAAGAAUCCGGCACAAAGUGAUUAACCUUUUUGAAAGAGCAAGCCUUCCUUGUGUACCGGUGGAAGAGAAGAAAAGGCUUCUCAGUUUUGUAAUUGUUGGUGGUGGUCCAACUGGUGUAGAGUUUGCAGCAGAGCUAUAUGAUUUUGUGCAUGAAGAUCUGUCAAAGUUAUAUCCUUCUCUUAAAGACCAUGUCAAGAUUACUCUCCUCGAGGCUGGUUAUCAUAUCUUAAACAUGUUUGACAAGAGAAUAACCGAAUUUGCUGAAGAAAAGUUCAAAAGAGAUGGAAUUGAUGUGAAAUUAGGAUCUAUGGUUGUGAAAGUUGGUGAAAAAGAAAUCUCAUCAAAAGAAAGAGGAAGUGGUGAAGUUGCUACAUUACCUCAUGGGAUGGUAGUUUGGUCCACCGGUAUCGGUGCUCGUCCUGAAGUAGUUGAUUUUAUGAAGCAACUUGGUCAGAUUAACAGACGUGCAUUGGUGACCGAUGAAUGGCUGAGGGUGGAAGGGUGCGACAACAUCUAUGCUCUAGGUGAUUGUGCGACUAUUAAUCAACGUAAAGUUAUGGAAGAUAUAGCCGUGAUAUUUAGCAAAGCAGACAAGGAAAAUACCGGUAUGUUAGAUCUUAAAGAAUUUCAAAACGUUGUUGGAGAUAUUAUUGAGAGGUAUCCACAAGUGGACAUUUAUUUAAAAAGUCAAAUGAAAGACAUGGCUUCUUUGCUAAGUAAAUCUCAGGAAAGCCCUACUACAGUUGUGGACAUUGAAUACUUUAAACAAGCUCUUUCCAAGGUUGAUUCUCAGAUGAAAAAUCUUCCCGCAACAGCUCAGGUAGCUGCUCAACAAGGAACCUAUCUCGCAGACUGUUUCAAUCGUAUGGAAUUGUGUGAGAGGUAUCCGGAAGGCCCUCUAAGGUUUAGAGGAACAGGACGCCAUCGGUUUCGUGCUUUCAGGUACAAGCAUUUUGGACAAUUUGCUCCUCUUGGCGGAGAACAAACUGCGGCUCAGCUUCCAGGAGAUUGGGUUUCAAUUGGUCAUAGCAGUCAGUGGUUGUGGUAUUCAGUAUAUGCAAGCAAACAAGUCAGCUGGAGAACAAAGGCUUUGGUGAUAGCUGAUUGGGGAAGACGAUUCCUAUUUGGCAGAGACUCAAGUCAAAUCUGAGAUCUAGUUCGAAGCUUGAACAACAUUUAAUAGCAUACUUUAUAAGUAUUUUGUUGGCACUGCAAUCCACAUUACUGAACAGUAACUUGAUCCUUGUUUUUAUUUUGUACUUUUGGUAGUGACUUGGAUUUAAGUAUGGAA